CGACACCACGUUAUCUCAUCAGAUAUUGCUCCCGAGUGUACCUCAACAUACCAGAAAAUCACAGAAGUUACUUAUCUUUCUCUUCUACAGUCUUCAGAAUCAUCAGGGUGCACAUUGACUCUUUUCAGUUUUUUUAUUUAAUUUAUUCUAUUUUUUGGCAAGGAUCAGGUGGUACAUGAUGGCUGCAGGAGUGGAGUCUCAGGUUUCUGUUGGGGCCCUCAGUGCUAUAUUUGAUGACACGAAAACGCCUGUCCAUGAGCCUGUUGUGCAGUGUGUCCAAGUCAAACCGCUACCGCCGCAACCAGGUCAUCAAGAACGCUAUCGAGCUGUCUUCAGUGACAUUUCCAAUUAUGUCCAGACAAUGCUUGCAACCCGUAAGUGAAAAGGCUAUGGCCAUCGCCAAAGUGAACUUGGAAGUUUGCCGACAGAUAGGAUGUUUACAUUAGCAGAAGCAAACCACCUUGUGACGAGUGGAUCGCUUCGAAAGGGAUGUUUUGCUCGGCUUAAGUCUUUCCAAGCCAAUUCAGUGAAAGGGAAAAAGAUCCUAAUAAUCCUUGAUCUCGAAGUACUCAGGGAACUGGGUGAAUGUGAGAAGAUCGGGGACCCAAAGCCACUGGAAAGCAGAAGUGAAGACGAAAGAUCUCAACCAACUACUUUUUCAAGCAAUGGCUUUUAUGGCUCCAAACCGCAACCCUUGCAGGCAGAUGCAAGUAGUCGAAGUCGAGCACAAUCGAUGCGGCCUACAUCUACCUCGGCACAUGCAACUAUAUAUCCGAUUGAAGCCAUAACCCCGUACUCCCACAAAUGGACAAUCAAAGCUCGCUGUACGAACAAAUCUAACAUCAAAACCUGGCACAACAGAAAUGGUGAAGGGAAACUAUUUAGUGUCAACUUACUUGAUGACAGCGGUGAGAUCCGCGCUACUGGGUUCAAUGAACAAUGUGACGUGCUUUACGAUCUCUUCCAUGAGGGGAGUGUCUAUUAUAUCUCAAGCCCCUGCCGUGUACAGAUCGCCAAAAAACAAUUUACUAAUCUAAACAACGAUUAUGAACUCACAUUUGAGAAGGAUACAGUCGUUGAAAUGGCUGAAGAUCAGAAUGACGUUCCACAAGUUCGGUUCAAUUUCACUACUAUUGGCGAGUUGCAAUCUGUGGAGAAAGAUACGACCAUCGACGUCAUAGGGAUUCUGAAAGAUAUCGGUGACGCUUCUCAGGUCAUCUCUAAGACAACAAAUAAACCAUAUGACAAGCGAGAAUUGACUUUAGUUGAUGCCACCGGAUUUUCUGUUCGGUUAACGGUUUGGGGCUCCACAGCAACAAAUUUUUCUAUCCUGCCUGAAUCUGUUGUCGCUUUCAAGGGAGUCAAGGUCUCUGAUUUCGGGGGAAGAAGCUUGAGUUUAUUGAGCUCUGGUUCGAUUACUGUGGAUCCUGAUAUUGAGGAAGCACACAGACUCAAGGGCUGGUACGAUGCUCAAGGCAGGACCGAGACUUUCACUUCUCAUGCUGCCUUAUCCAACGCAACUAGUUCCACUACUAGGACAGACCUUUUUAAAACCAUCGCACAAGUACGCGAGGAGCAGUUAGGCAUGUCUGAAGAAGCAUCAUUCUUCUCCCUAAAGGCCACUGUUAUUUACAUAAAACAGGAUACUGUCAGCUAUCCUGCCUGUCUUUCUGAUGGGUGCAACAAGAAGGUGACCGAACUUGAUCCGGGCCAAUGGCGGUGUGAACGCUGCGACAAGACUUAUUCACAUCCUGAAUAUCGCUAUAUAAUGCUUGUCAAUGUCAGUGAUCAUACGGGCCAACUCUGGCUAAGCUGCUUCGAUGAAGUAGGGAGACUAGUUAUGGGCACAACCGCAAACGAUCUAAUGGAAAUUCGGCAAAGCGACGAAAAGGCGGCCGAUAGAAUAUUUCAGGAUGCUAAUUGCCAGGCGUGGAAUUUCAGAUGCAAAGCCAAAAUAGAUCAUUUCGGUGAUCAGCAACGUGUUCGCUAUCAGGUAUUCUCGGCUAAGCCUAUUAACUACUCGGAGGAAGCCCUGCGCCUCACUGAAGUAAUUAAUUCCUAUACCGUGGGCUGAAUAUACAGUCCCUUCCACGGUGCUAAUAUCGGUGGUCCUCGUUUAUUCUGUUCUUCAUAACUUUAUAGGGCAUGUACUCUGCAUGUCCUCGGGAUUUAGAUUCGAGAUUCAGAUAAUGACCAUGGUUCAAAUUGAGUUUAUUUCACC
Messenger RNA from Monascus purpureus, 2221 nucleotides. Lineage: Eukaryota; Fungi; Ascomycota; Eurotiomycetes; Eurotiales; Aspergillaceae. The record is from the annotation of a GenBank genome assembly.